This is a messenger RNA of Leishmania major strain Friedlin, 4779 nucleotides long. RefSeq lists its product as hypothetical. The coding region runs from base 1 to 4779 and encodes 1592 amino acids. The transcript has a single exon. The record is from RefSeq and is a predicted model, not a curated record. Lineage: Eukaryota; Euglenozoa; Kinetoplastea; Trypanosomatida; Trypanosomatidae.
AUGCAGCUGCUCGUCAUGAACAAUACGCAAAGCAGCAAAGCCGCUAGAAGCUGUCAGUCUCGCCUCUUGACCGUUGAACUGCCAGUUACCUCUCCCAGCGACCUCGUGACGUGCGGCGUGACUCGCAGUUACAUGGGCGAUAAUGGUGUUGCGGUCGUUUGGGUUCAGCGCGGCGUUUCCGGGGAGGGCGAAGAGGAGGUACUGUCCCCCGGUUUUGCGCACGUGACUGUGCAACGUGAGGCGGACAACACCGGCCACAGCAAUCUCCUGCUCUACCCGGAUGAGCGAGUUGUUCAAUGCGCACCACUGUCCCGCGUCCCGAGCUCCUUCUUCCAGAGUGCCUUAGCUGGCAGCGGCAGUGCUGCCUGCGUCGUUGCGGCGCUGCCCGACGAUGCAACGCAGCGCACCAUCUCUAUCGUUGUUCUCACCGAUGGCUCCCGUGUCUGGCGCGCCGAGCUGUUCGCGGAUGGCACCACUGCCGUCAGUGGGUUUCGAGAUGAGUACCGGCGCAACAUGCUCCGGUCCUUCUGCGACGGCAACGAGGAGGUGCGGCUGCUCGACACACGCAGUGUUGUCGCCGACCUGCAGCGACUGGCGAGCCCGGCGGCGUCGAGCGCGCCAUCCUUCGCUGAUUCUGGCGCGGAGGAGGAGAGGGCUUCACCUCGCGGUUCUACGUGGAUUCGCCGGCUACUGGGUAGCGGUGGCCGCACAGGGGCGAACGCUGCCGACGACAGCGACGGGGCCGCAUCUGGCGUGCUAGACGUGGCGCUGCCUGCCGUUGUCAGGAAGAGACUUUACGCUGCUGUGACGGCUGUCCAGCAAAGCCGGUUUGUCGCGCUGACACGAUGGAACGGCCAGUUGGAGGUGUAUGACACGGCCAGCGGCACCCUGAAGUUGACCCGGGCUUACCCGAUUGGAAUACUGCCCCAGGAGAUACUUCGCCCCAUCGAUGAUAACUUCUCAGGCCUCGGGGCGAAAGCACCAGGAGGGAAGAGCGCGCUCUGCGCACUUCCGCCGGGGCCCCUCGCACAGUGGGCCAAGCAGUGCUCCACAACACAGCUGCUGCACGUCGUCUCGUGCUGUAGCGGGGGAGGGGGGCGCGCGUGCUUCUGGAGCGCACUCCCGCCCCUGGCGCCGUCGUCGAGGAUCGUCGGGCUUGAGGAAGCUAGCAACGCUGGCGAGGUUCUGGCGCAGCACUGCACGCUGAGCGUGGCGCCGCCAACGCAAUCCAGCUUUCCACUCGCGUGUGCAGUGACAUCAGACGGGCGAAAAAUGAUCCUCGUGAGCGACGUCGGCGCGGAGGAGGAUGGUCACUUGCUGUGCACCCGCACUCUCGGCGCACUGACGCUGCGUUGCGACCAGGCGUACGAGGACGGAGUGGCAACGGUGGUGCAGGUGAUGGAGGCGGCCAAUGGCGCCGCGUUUGGUGACCUGCUGCGCACGGGCCGCAUGCACGGAUAUCUCUGCCAGGGUGCGCGCAUGCAGAGCGUCGUCGCGCAGGAUAACGCGGUGCUAAUGGUGGAGCGCGGCCCGCAGACAUGCCGGCUGUACACGCUAGAGGAGGCUGCCCCGGAUGCGAUGCGGCUGGCGAACGAGCGAGUGGUGGUCAGCGUAGAUGAAGAGGACGUCUAUGCCAUGGCGCACGACAUGGAUGGCGAUGACGCCAUCGCCACGUACGUUGGCGGCGCGCUUCUGCGGUCGCAUCGCGUGCACUAUGUACCCCUGUUCGAGGCAUCGUUGCUCCUGCUGGGCGCUGCUGUGCCGUCCACUACACACGACACGGAUGGGCUUGCUCUCUACUGGGAAGGCAUCAGCGUUCUUCAAGCGUGCCCGCAUGGAUCGCGGCUCAUGUCGGAUCUACUGCAGGAUGUUAUUCUCGCCACUACCCCCAUAGCACGGCUCUCCUCGCUGCCACGCUUUCUAAGUGAGGCACACCUUAGCGGGUACGCAGCGGCGCUGCAGCGCGACGCGGCUGCAACGAAAGCCUCUGUGCGCGCAGCCAUUCGUAUGGCGCUGCUGCCGCCUUCGACGGCUGCAGCUGGCGAGACGGCACACGCGUUUUACCGCUUCAGCCGCCUCUACGCAACGCACGCUACCCUCGGCGAGCUGCUCUCUCGGAUCACCUUUCUCACAACCACGUAUCUGGGCUGGCAGAGCACCUACUCCGUCUCGCACGCGCUGUCCUCGACUGGCGAGGAUGACGCCGCACUGAGCACGGCGGAUUGGGUGUCGCACCGGCUCAUUACAGCCCUGGAGGUGCUGGUGGCCGCUUACCAUGCUGUGCCCGCCGCCGGUGCCGAUCUUGUUCAGCUUGACCUUGUCGACGAUAGCGUCAGUCAGCCAUUUUCCAGCGCCAUCGUGGCGGCAUUGCUGCCAACCCUGACCGAUACAGCGGGUUGCGACGACGAUUCUGUUGCCUGUGGCUGGGGGUUCAGCACGCUCUCCAUGAUACAGGUGGCGAACCGUCUGCUCCGCUGCGGCACUCCCUCCACGGCGCGCGCGUGUGCAGUGUGGGUGAAGCAGCUUGCCCACCGAUUCCCUCUCCUGCAGCACUACCAGCUGCUGUCGCUGCUGGAGACAACUGCGAUUUCUACGCAGUCCGAGCGUGCGGUCGCGCUUUGCGAGCGUGUGUGUCAAGCACUGGCUAGAGAGGCGCCAGGCGACGUCACGACAGCGCUUUUGCUGGAAGGCUUGCUGCUCACGGACAUCUCCGGCCCCGGCUCCGCGUUCCUUCAGCUCUCCCUCGACGAGGUAGCCGCGUUCCUUGCGGCCGACCCAACUCUGGGGCCGAAGCUCUACGCCGUCGGUGUGCUGCGUCGCACCAUCACGGUCAGAUCGCUGCAGACGCCUAUGAGCCACUGUGUCACUCACAGGUAUCUGUACACCACCCUCGCGAUGUGCGUCGAGGCGGUGGAGCGGAUGCACAGGUGCACUUCCGUCACUGCGCCUACGCCGACGCAAGCCCCCUUUUCACAGCUGCGCCGUGCUCUGGAGGAGCUGCAGGUGGAUGCACUGCUGGCGAGCGCUUUCGCAAGGGUGUCGGGGGGUGAUGUUGCGUGCGGCUUCCAUGAUAUACAGACGGCGCUUGACCUUAUAACACGCCACAAAUGCCUACCGUCAUACGCAGAGCUGUUGCAGGUGAUUCUCGGCCACGUUGUCGAAGUAGCAUGUGCGUCGCAGGCGAACAUGAAUGCGCUGCUGCGCGCCACCACGAUUGGUGCGGCGCAGCUCGAGGAGUCGCUGAUUCUGCAGUGGUACAACUACAUUGCGCGCCUGCCGACCAAGAGCGCUACGGAGGUGACCGAGGCGCUGCGAUACCGUGCCAUCAUGGGUUUGCAUCGCUAUUUGAUGAACCGCCACGACUAUGCCCAGUGCGCACGGCUCAUGUCGAGCCUGGCCACGCUCAUCCGCUGCUCGCCGCUGCGCCGCAGCGCGUCCGCCGGGAUCUCGGUGAGCGAGCUGGCCGGGCUUGCGCUGCAUGCGGCGGAAAUGAUUGCACCCUCUGCGCCUGUACCAGAGACGGCAGCUGGAGAGCAAGGUGAGACCGGUCAGGCUGCUCCCCAAGGCACGCUUCACGACCCGGCGCUUAUGGUGGGCUCGCCGCUAUCGCUAGGGUACUCAUGGCAGCCGUCGACCUCGGCAUCCCCAGCUCCUUUUGACCUUCAUUCAUCCACUCUCGGUGCGACGGCGCGUGGCCCUCGCUGGCUGACGCGCGCUGACAUACCCUGCUUGCGCCGCCGCUUGUAUCAGGCCCACUGCGAGCGCCAGCUGUGGCGUCGUGGCUGCACGCUGGACUGCACGGACCUGUGGGUCGAGGGUGCUCCGGCGGACGCCUACCAGGCUGGCGUGGAGAAGCUUGUGGCCGCGCUCAUGCAGGCGCGCCUUUGGCCACAGGCUUUUCGCUUCGCAUGUCUGUCAGCUGUGUACGACCCCUGCGCGGUGCUGGUCGAGUGGGCGGUGGACCUGCUGCGCGCUCCGCGAGAGUGCGGCAGCGAUGAAGUCGCUGCGGCUGAGGCCGCGCACGCUGACCUAACCGCGGCGUGGGCGGAGCUCAUCGGCUACUGCGGGGAAAUCUCCAACCUCGAGAACCAGUUCUACGCGUAUGUGCACACCAUCACCGCAGCGUUGACGUGCGCCUACUCGCAAGUGCCAACAGCGCUGCUUGCGGCUCAUCGGGCGGCUGACGCCUACACUGCCAUGACGACGCUGUUCCAUGUCGCGCUGAUGCUGCGCAGGCAGGCGGAAGCGGUUGAACUGGGGCAGCAGCGCAACGAGGAGGACGGAGGCGACAAAGAGGAUGCAGAUGAGCUGUCGUCGUCUUCCUCGAACCGCGAGGCUGGGGUCACUGCUGCCGACCGCGACACAGAGAAGCGAGGCGAGAUGUCCCUAGAGGACAUACGUUGCAACGUGUGGCGGGCCUGGUGCGCGGCGGCUCGAAUUGGCAUUGAUAUGGUCGCUGAGCGUCAGCCGCGCUGCGCUGCUGCUCCUGAUCUGUACCAGCGUACUGCCGGCGCAAUGACGGGUGCCGGCGAAGUCAUGGCGGAGGAGGAUGCGGCCCAGAUGAAUGUCGGGGUGGUUGUAGCCGGAACCGUGUCGGCUGCUUCUUCGGCCGCGCGCAGGACGUUUUCUGCUUUCACGGCUGGCGCGCUGGAUCCGAUGGCGGUGUGGGCGAGCGAGCUGCUGAGAAUUCCAGCCUAUCGUGCCGCCCUCAACCUGGUCGCGCGCGGCGAGGAGACGGUGCGUCAGUUCCAGGACCUCAUGGGGCGACCUUGUAGCUGA